This is a messenger RNA of Homo sapiens (human), 3482 nucleotides long. It is a transcript of the gene NBPF6, whose product is annotated as NBPF member 6. The transcript has 16 exons. Gene Ontology annotation, cellular component: cytoplasm. NCBI's taxonomy places the organism in Eukaryota, Metazoa, Chordata, Mammalia, Primates, Hominidae. The record is from RefSeq and is a predicted model, not a curated record. The coding region runs from base 7 to 2241 and encodes 744 amino acids.
GAUUCCAUGACACCCCCACCUUCUAAUUCUGUUAUUGCAACUGCAGACCGUUACCUGGUACGCUGGCUGCUACCUCCCUCACUCUUGUCAGAGUCGGAGCUACAGGCAGUGCCUUCAGCUCUGAGCUCAGGCAUCCCGGUCCCUGUUUUUGCGGUUAAGGACUCUAAAGUGUUGUGUCGUGUUCAUCAACUUUUUCUCAACCUCCCUGGCUCUACCUCUUCUGCCACAAACGUCAGCAUGGUGGUAUCUGCCGACCCUUUGUCCAGCGAGAGGGCAGAGAUGAACAUCCUAGAAAUCAACCAGGAAUUGCGCUCGCAGCUGGCAGAGAGCAAUCAGCAGUUCCGAGACCUCAAAGAGAAAUUCCUUAUAACUCAAGCUACUGCCUACUCCCUGGCCAACCAGCUGAAGAAAUACAAGUGUGAAGAGUACAAAGACAUCAUAGACUCUGUGCUGAGGGAUGAACUGCAGUCCAUGGAGAAGCUGGCAGAGAAGCUCAGGCAAGCUGAGGAGCUCAGGCAGUAUAAAGCCCUGGUUCACUCUCAGGCAAAAGAGCUGACCCAGUUACGGGAGAAGUUACGGGAAGGGAGAGAUGCCUCCCGCUGGCUGAACAAGCAUCUGAAAACCCUCCUCACUCCUGAUGACCCUGACAAGUCCCAGGGUCAGGACCUCCGAGAGCAGCUGGCUGAGGGGCACAGGCUGGCAGAGCACCUUGUUCACAAGCUGAGCCCAGAAAAUGAUGAAGAUGAAGAUGAGGAUGAAGACGACAAAGACGAGGAGGUUGAGAAAGUACAGGAAUCACCUGCCCCCAGGGAGGUGCAGAAGACUGAAGAAAAGGAAGUCCCUCAGGACUCACUGGAGGAAUGUGCUGUCACUUGUUCAAAUAGUCACAACCCUUCUAACUCCAACCAGCCUCACAGGAGCACCAAAAUCACAUUUAAGGAACACGAAGUUGACUCUGCUCUGGUUGUAGAGAGUGAACACCCUCAUGAUGAAGAGGAGGAAGCUCUAAACAUUCCCCCAGAAAAUCAAAAUGACCAUGAGGAGGAGGAGGGGAAAGCGCCAGUGCCCCCCAGGAACCGACAAUCACUUGAACCAGGUGAACUGACCAACCUCAGGGAUUUCCUGAUCUCACCUGUGGUCUCCCAUGUGGCUAAUCCAGGACACCAUGACAAGUCCAACUCUUACCGGCAUCGUGAAGUCUCUUUCUUGGCAUUGGAUGAACAGAAAGUUUGCUCCGCUCAGGAUGUUGCCAGGGAUUACUCCAAUCCCAAAUGGGAUGAAACCUCACUUGGCUUCCUCGAAAAGCAAAGUGAUCUUGAAGAGGUGAAAGGACAAGAAACAGUUGCUCCCAGGCUCAGCAGGGGACCGCUGAGAGUGGACAAGCAUGAAAUCCCCCAGGAGUCACUGGAUGGAUGUUGCUUGACUCCUUCCAUCCUUCCUGACCUGACUCCCUCCUACCACCCUUAUUGGAGCACUUUGUACUCUUUUGAAGACAAGCAAGUCAGCUUGGCUCUUGUAGACAAAAUUAAAAAGGAUCAAGAGGAGAUAGAAGACCAAAGCCCACCAUGCCCCAGGCUCAGCCAGGAGCUGCCAGAGGUGAAGGAGCAGGAAGUCCCAGAGGACUCUGUGAAUGAAGUUUACUUGACUCCCUCAGUUCACCAUGACGUGUCUGACUGCCACCAGCCUUAUAGCAGCACCUUGUCCUCAUUGGAGGAUCAGCUUGCCUGCUCUGCUCUGGAUGUAGCCUCCCCCACCGAGGCGGCCUGUCCCCAAGGGACUUGGAGUGGAGACUUGAGCCACCACCAGUCAGAGGUGCAAGUUUCACAGGCACAGCUGGAACCAAGCACCCUGGUGCCCAGUUGUCUGCGACUACAGCUGGAUCAAGGGUUCCACUGUGGGAACGGCUUGGCCCAGCGGGGCCUUUCCUCCACCACCUGCAGCUUCUCAGCCAAUGCUGAUUCUGGGAACCAAUGGCCCUUCCAAGAGCUGGUUUUAGAGCCCUCUCUGGGGAUGAAGAACCCUCCCCAGCUGGAAGAUGAUGCACUUGAAGGCUCAGCAAGCAACACACAAGGGCGUCAAGUCACUGGCCGGAUUCGUGCCUCCCUUGUCCUGAUACUGAAGACCAUCAGAAGAAGACUCCCGUUCAGCAAGUGGAGACUGGCAUUCAGAUUCACUGGCCCGCAUGCUGAGAGUGCAGAGAUACCAAAUACUGCUGGAAGGACGCAAAGGAUGGCAGGAUGAAAGAAUGUCACAAAAAGCAGCUUUUCCACUUGAUAAAAACAACUAAAACAGCAAAGCAAGUUUAAGUCCAAACACAAUACUGCAGGGGUCCUUCACUGAGGAUUGAAUUUCAGACACAGAAUACUCUUGAUGACUUCAAGCCACUAUGCUCCUUUGAUUUGAGAAGCCACAUUCCAUCCCCCUCCAAUUGUGACCAAUACCUAGGGAGACCAAUGCCCAGAUGGACAAAUAGCAUUGACCGGCGUUAGCCCUGUUUCUCAAUUCCCAUCGUGUAGAGAACAGGAGUCCGCAGCUGCUGGCAGGAGACAGCAUGUCAGCCGGGACUCUGCCAGGGCAGAGUAUGAGCAAUGCCAUGUUCUUGCUGAAAACGCUUAGCCUGAGUUUCAUAGGCGGUAACCCUCAGAUAACUGCAGAAUGUAGAACAUUGAACAGGACAACUGACCUGUCUCCUUCAAACAGUCCAUGUCACCACCAAGAACACAACAAAAAGGAGAAGAGACAUUUUGAGUUCAAAAAGAGUAAAAAGCCUAUGCAGCUUAUGCUUUUUUAGUCAUUUUGAACCCAAAACAUCUCCUCAUCUUUUUGUUGUUGUCAUUGAUGGUGGUGACAUGGACUUGUUUGUGGAGGACAGGUCAGCUGUCUGGCUCAAUGGUCUACAUUCUGAAGUUAUCUGAAAAUGUCGUCAUGAUUAAAUUCAGCCUAAACAUUUUGCCAGGAACUCUGCAGAGUCCAUGCUGUGAGCUUCCUACCUCAGCCCAUCUGCAGGCAGAGAAGGCCCAGUGUGUCCAUCCCCAGUGCGGUGAUACUAGGAUGGUCACUUGGUUAAGGAGGGGUCUAGGAGCUCUGUCCCUUGUAAAGACAUCUUAUUUGUAAGUAAUUUGGAAAGUGGUUUGAAAUAGUAUAAAUAUCCUGUAUUCUAGUGAUCUUCUUCAGAACAUUUUAUCACCAAUUAAUCACCCCGUCUGUGUCAGUUAUUAUAUUUAAGUUUGUACAUUGAAAAUUGUCUAUCUCAAAAUCUUACCUUAUACUUGCUUUUGCUGGCAUUCUUCGUAAAAAAGAUCAUUCCCUGCCCAAAUUUUAACUUUCAUCCAAAAUUAAUUUUAAUUUCUUUUUGCUGGCAUUCUGUUGUGAAAAAGAAUAUUCUCUGCCCCAAUUAUAACUUUCAUCCAAAAUUAAUUUUAGUCCAUCAGUUAAAAUUUUAAGUUUUAAAUCUGUUUAAUUAAAACAUUUCUUGCCUCUCA